UAUGCACCACUUGUUAUCUGGGCGAAUGGGUGAAUAUGUAGUACAUUCUUCAUUGCCGUAUGCACCUUAGUCAUGUAGGAUAAAGGAGCUGUGUGGUACGGAUUAGAUUUUAAGAGUUAUUCGAUUGAAAGUCGGCGUAUAAGACGGGAGUAAAAAUGUUUCGAUACAGAGGACUAAACGUUGUUCAUUUGGCUUACUUUGUUACAUUCGUAUCGAUUUCCUGUUCACUUGAACAAAGUAUUGAUAUUGACUUAAGGCAUAUUGGAUUACCAGUAUACAUGAAAAAUACGCAUACAAAUGAAACAUUGCUUUUUCAAAGUCUUUUGAAAUCGCACGCAAGUAGUAACCACAGAUUCUCAUCAGUUGUGGAGAUUUUGGCCAAAUUGAGGGAGAUAAAAUCUGAAGGUCAAUUAACAGAAUAUUGUCAGUCUGACACCGAACUUUUACUGAACGACACAAGCUCCAAAAAUUCUGUAAAUGAUGCGUUUGUAAAGUAUGUUGAUGCCGCUGCAAAGGUUCCGCGUGGAAUUUUACAGGGAAAAUGGAACUGGGUCGGAGACUACCAAGAAUGUCAUGACAUUGAGACGCUGCACAACCCAAAGACUAACAAAUCGUUUAAAGGAGAAUAUUCCUCUGUGGCUGUACUUUUAAAUGGAAAACCUGUGCUACUCAAUACUUACCCUAUAGUUUUAGGUGUUUGUUUUCCAAACUCUUGUGAUGAAACUGACGUUAAAAAUUUAAUGAACAAAUUAAUUUCAACCAUCAAAACAAAAAUUUCACCAUUCGUCCCGGCUAUUGCACAGCAAAACAUUACUGCUUAUGAAUCAGCGUCUGGCGAACAUGGAAAACUCGAUAGUGGCGCAAUCGCUAUGAUAGUGGUAAUUGGAGUGUUGUGUUUCAUUGUAUUAUUAGCUACCCUAAUUGACUAUACAUGCUCUUCUUCAGAGAAGGAAACCGACAAACUUGUAUCGGACGAUUCUACGUUUGCAGACAGUCAUGAAGAUAGAACAGGUCUGCUUAGUGGUGAACUGUUUUCUCACAGUAUCCAAGAGGGCAGAUGCAAUGCCUUUAAACAGAAACUAUUAAACAUUUGCCGUGUAUUUUCGGUUACUAGUAACGGGAAGAAGCUGUUUGGUACAACUACAGCAGUAGGACCUUUAGCAUGCCUUAAUGGUCUUCGAGUAAUGAGUAUGUGGUGGGUCAUUCUAGGACAUACGUAUGCUUUCAUAUUUGCUGUUGUUGACAAUUUGGCUGAAGCAGCACAACUGGUUCAAAGGUUUACUUUCCAACCUAUUAUGAAUGGUACAUACUCGGUCGACAGUUUCUUUUUUCUGAGUGGACUUUUAGUUGCUUAUUUAGCAUUGAAAGAAAUCAAAGAGAAGGGAAAGUUGAGCUGGCCUUACUAUUUCUUACACAGAUACUGGCGUCUUACACCGCUGUAUGCUUUCGUUAUCCUAUAUUAUACGUACUUAAUGAUACCUUCAAUUUCAGGUCCAUUAAGAUUUUUUAUCGCUCUAGGUCCAUACAAGGAAAUGAUUGAUAUAUGCAAGUCUAAAUGGUGGACGAAUCUUCUGUAUAUAAACAAUAUGUAUCCUAACUAUGGCAAUCUUGGGACAACAUGUAUGGGAUGGAGUUGGUAUUUGGCCAAUGAUAUGCAGUUUUACAUUGUCUUAGGACCUAUCGUGAUAGUGUCACUCUCUCUGAAGGGGCGGCUGAGAUACAUCGGUGUAUUUAUAACUGUUUUCCUGAUACUUGCUGGUGUUUUGAUUAGAGGAGUUCUAGUCUGGUAUUAUGGUAUAUAUGGGAACAGCAAUGGCGCGUCCCCAACCAAGCACGUAGAUGACCCCUGGGGUAAAAAUGGUGCUCUUUAUGGUAGACCUUAUGCACGGUUUUCUGUAUAUUUGGUCGGCAUGCUUACAGGUUACGUCCUGGCCUCUAACAACAAUCGGAUAAGAAUACACAGAGUGCUUGCAGUCGUUGGAUGGUGUGUUGCUAUAGCAACAGCACUGGCUGUAAUAUAUGGAAUGUAUUACUAUAAUCAUCACACAGGUACACACAUGACCUUAGUUCAAAGCGCAUUCUACAAUGCCCUUGGCAGGACUGCAUGGGGAAUGUGCUUGUCAUGGGUUGUGAUUGCAUGUAUUUCAGGUAACGGAGGACCUGUUAAAGACAUUCUUUCUUGGAAAUUUUGGGCACCGCUUGGACGACUGACCUAUGCAGCUUAUCUUGUACAUCCAAUAAUUAUUUACACAUACUACUUCAGCAUGUUUCAACCUUUACAUUUCUCAGAUCUUACAAUGGUUUAUCUGUUCAUUGCGAAUCUCGUUAUGUCUUAUUUGGUUGCUUUUAUUGUGUCUAUGCUGGUUGAGGCCCCUAUGAUACAGUUAGAAAAGUUACUGCUUCCUUCUAUGAGUUCUUUCGGUAACAGAUAUGUCAGUGCUCCAUUAUCGCGCCUUGUAGAAAAAGUCAAAGACCGUCUCAAACGAUCCUAAAAUUGAAACUCUUGAAAUUACUUUAUUUUGUUGUCUCGGGGUCUAAUCCAUUUUUAUAAUACAUGUGAGUAUUGACUGCUUUGUAAUUAACUGUUUAGUUUCGAUUUUACUUAACCAGAACUUAUUUUUGCAUAAUUGAAGCAUUAUUUUUAUAACAUUUUGUUUGUUUGUUUAUGUAACCAAAAGGAGUCAUGUUUUACAUACAUAUUUUUCUCUGAUUUUUAGUUUAAACAUAGUUUAUUUCAGAAAUUUAUGAAACAUUUACAAAAAAAGUUAAGACGCUACAGUCUCGUUAAUAAUGUUUGAUAUGGUGACAUGCAUCUGGAGACAUGUAUUUCAAUGGAGAAAGAUCUCAUUUCAAUUGGGUUUAGUACAAAUGGAGGACAAAGAAUUUAUUUUUCUCAUGUGCCAUAAUUUUGUUUGUUUGGAAUUAUUUGUUUCAUCGGUUGAUGUAAAGUUUGAGCGACAUUAAAUAACGUGUGUUUCUGACCACUUGCUUGUACUAGAAUGAAAGUUAAUCGAAGAAAUAAUCAUACCGUUUGCCAUUCGAAAGAUUUUAUAUAAUGUGAACAUGCGUGUGGUAAAUGGAACAGAAUGAAAGUAGCUAUUUCUUCCUGAUUUUGUGGGUGGUGAUGUAUGUUGACAGCAUUCGCUGAGAGUAUUUUUUAUUCUGGUGUGUCUAUAAGGAGUCAUUAUUCAGAUAUGCCAUUAAUUGUUCAUAUAGUAUAGUUAUGUACAGCUGACAAACAAUAUUGUACAAAAAGAUCUGAAAAAUGACUAGAACUUAAUUUUUUUUUUUUUUUUUUGCUAUUGUUGUGUACUAUGGAGGUAGCACUAUUAUAGUAUACAGAUUCAGUUUUUCUAUACUUUUUGUAACUUUGUAUUUGUUGAAAAUAAAGAAAUAUUUAUUCUU
Mercenaria mercenaria is the source of this 3405-nucleotide messenger RNA. RefSeq names its product nose resistant to fluoxetine protein 6-like. NCBI's taxonomy places the organism in Eukaryota, Metazoa, Mollusca, Bivalvia, Venerida, Veneridae. Bases 156 to 2492 code for a protein of 778 amino acids. Gene Ontology annotation, molecular function: acyltransferase activity, transferring groups other than amino-acyl groups. The record is from RefSeq and is a predicted model, not a curated record. The transcript has a single exon.